AUGGUCGUUAUGUGGUCCCCACCACCGACCUGCCCGACGGGGACCCCCGGCGCGACCUCGUGUUCAUCGACGACGACAUCACCCGCUUGCGCGCCCGGGCGGUGCGACUCAACAGCCGCCAUGCCCACCGCGAGUAUCCGUGGUCGCGCACCCGCCGGUUCGUUUCCAACGUGCGGGUUGAAGAGACUAGGGAUGGCGAACUCGCUGUUGCCGCCAACGUAA
Messenger RNA from Geodia barretti, 222 nucleotides. The record is from the annotation of a GenBank genome assembly. NCBI's taxonomy places the organism in Eukaryota, Metazoa, Porifera, Demospongiae, Tetractinellida, Geodiidae.